Molecule: messenger RNA, 777 nt
Organism: Malania oleifera
Lineage: Eukaryota; Viridiplantae; Streptophyta; Magnoliopsida; Santalales; Ximeniaceae
Product: bidirectional sugar transporter SWEET4
Exons: 5
Coding region: 1-777 (258 amino acids)
Biological process (GO): carbohydrate transport
Cellular component (GO): membrane
Molecular function (GO): sugar transmembrane transporter activity
Source: RefSeq, a predicted model, not a curated record
AUGGUUUCUGCAGAAGGAGCUAGAACUGCAGUUGGAAUUCUAGGAAACAUAAUCUCACUCUUCUUGUUUUUGUCACCGGUGCCAACAUUUAUUCACAUAUGGAAGAAAGGGUCUGUGGAGCAGUACUCGCCGGUGCCAUACCUAGCCGCCCUGGUGAACUGCAUGAUCUGGGUCAUGUACGGCCUGCCCAUGGUGCACCCCCACAGCUUCUUGGUCCUGACCAUCAACGGCGCCGGUCUCGUUAUCGAGCUCACCUACCUCCUCCUCUUCCUCUUUUACUCCGGGGACCAGAGAGAGAGGCUCAAGGUGGUGGCGGCGAUGCUCGCGGAGGUUGUGUUCAUCGUGGCCGUGGCGCUUCUUGUACUCACUCUAGCCCACACCGAGGCCCGCCGCUCCAUGGUGGUCGGAACCCUUUGCAUUUUGUUUAAUGUGAUGAUGUACGCCUCGCCAUUAUUUGUCAUAAAAUUGGUGAUAAGGACAAAAAGUGUGGAGUAUAUGCCCUUCUUCAUCUCCUUUGCUUCCUUUGCCAAUGGUGUUUCUUGGGCUUCUUAUGCUCUUAUCCGUUUUGAUCCCUUCAUUAUUAUCCCGAAUGGGCUGGGCUCAGUGUUUGCCUUGGCCCAACUAGUGUUGUAUGCCACCUACUACAAAUCCACACAAAAGCAGUUGGCAGAAAGGAAGAGCAGAGGUGAGAUGGGCUUGGCCCAUGUCACAGUGGCAGAAGACUCACAACAUUCCACUAAAGUGGGGACCGCUGAGCUCCAGAACGGUCAUGUUUGA